AUGGAUUUUACCCCAAAAUUUAUGGAAAAGGCCAUUGAAGAGGGCUGUGAAGGCGUUUUGAAGCAAGACGGUGGUCCAUUUGGAGCUGUGAUAGUCAAUAAGGAUGGGAUUGUGGUCAGCGGACAUAACAUGGUACGGUUUUUAUAUUAAUUUGCCUAUGGCAAUAUAAAAUUAACCAAAAUUUUAAUUUUUAUAGGUCCUAAAGACGCAUGACCCAACUGCCCACGCCGAGGUUACUGUAAUUCGCAUGGCUAGUGCAAAAUUGCAACGAUUUGAUCUCAGCGAUUGCACUUUGUACACCUCUUGUUAUCCAUGUCCAAUGUGUAUGGGAGCCACUUUAUGGGCUGGAAUCAAGAAAGUUUAUUAUGCUGGGACGUCAAUAGAUGUGAGUAGUUACUAUAAACCUCAUAAUCUUCAAAUUUAUACAAGAAUCUGACACUCUACCGCAAUUUUUUAAAAUUCCAUCAAGUACAAUAUAAAUUUCAGGCGGAGAACGCCGGAUUUGGCGACAAAAUCUACCACGACUUCUUGAAAAACCCUGAGGCUGGGAGUCUAACAAAGUUGGAAAAAGUUGACAGCGAUAAUCGACUAAAACCUUUUGAAACUUGGGCAAAUCAAGAAAAUCGACAGCUUUAUUGA
Bursaphelenchus xylophilus (pine wood nematode) is the source of this 639-nucleotide messenger RNA. The record is from the annotation of a GenBank genome assembly. Lineage: Eukaryota; Metazoa; Nematoda; Chromadorea; Rhabditida; Aphelenchoididae.